GUCACGAUUGAAACGGUCUGAAUAUUGGCCGCAAGGGUACUCGGAACUGAAAAUGGCCUCGUGGACGAUAUAUUCGCUUGACUGCCGGCUUGCCUUGAGCUACAUUCAUCCUUGAUCGUCUCCGAGUGAGCCUCACGCGCGGUAUAAUGGAGACUGACAGCGAGGUCUACGAUGUCAUCAUCAUCGGCGCGGGGCCUUGCGGUCUUGCUACGGCAGCCCGACUACGCGAGCACACGCCAGCCGCGCUCUUUACCGACGAGGAGCACCGUCGGUACCACUGGAUCGGAAAGUACGGCAGCAAAGUCUCGCUCAAGCAUGUCCGAAGCGGCAAAGUGUCCCACAGAGGACUCACACGAUCUCGCCCCGAGUACAAGAUGCUCGUGCUCGAUUCCACGGACGAGUCGUGGUUAGGUCGUUGGAAGCGGCUGUUUCGCACGUACGACAUCUCUCAUCUUCGCAGCCCGAUGCUCUGGCACGUGGACCCCUUGGAUCGAGACUCGCUGCUGGCCCACGCCUACCGCGAAGAGCGCGAGGGGGAGCUCGUCGAGAUCCGCAACUGCGUGGGCAAGGAGAUGAGCAAGCAUGCGAAGAAGAAGGCGGCGGGCAGCAAGGCAUGCGGGAAAAAGCAGGAAGCCAGAGUGGCCAUCAACCUGCGGGAUCACAACGACUACUACACGCCGUCGCAAUCCUUGUUCUGCGACAAUUGCGAGGACGUGGUCUCACGAUACAACCUCGGUGCGGGCUUGGUGAAGAAAGGGGCCCUGCAAAACAUUGACUAUGGCGUGGUCAGGGGUAUUUCCAUCGACGACGAGAAGCUCUUCACUGUGACGGCUGAUGGCGUUCGUCGCUACGCCAAGGUCGUUGUGCUCGCAGUCGGUCCCGCGAAUGGGCCUCAGAUACCUCGUCUGCCCUCGAUGCCCGCGAAUCAAGCUCAGCUGCGGCAGGCCUGUCACAGCAUGCAGAUACAGGCGUUCCCGGACCCCGUCGUCACGUCACGCAUGGAGGCCGGCCGGCCAACGCACGUCCUCGUCGUUGGAGGGGGCCUCACAUCAGCGCAGCUGUCGGAUCUAGCCAUCCGCCGAGGCGUCACCAAGGUCUGGCACAUGAUGCGCGGGCCGUUGCGCAUAAAGCACUUCGACGUGGACCUGCAGUGGAUGGGCAAGUACAAGAACGCCGAGCAGGCGCGCUUCUGGACGGCAGACUCGGACGAGGAGCGAUUGGCCAUCAUCAAGGAGGCCCGUGGCGGCGGGAGCGUCACGCCCUUGUUCAACAAGAGGCUCAAGAAGCACAUCGCGGCAGGCAAGCUGGCGCUCUUUGAGAGGACGUCCCUCAAGGACGCCCGCUUUGAGGAAUCAGCAGACUGCGACGCAGAUGAUGGAGGAGCAGACGCGGGCCGCUGGACGGUGUCGACGGAGCCUCCCGUCGACGGCCUCCCCGCGUUCGACUACAUCUACUUCGCCACGGGCAUCCAGACUGACUUUCGGACGUUGCCGUACCUACAGGGCAUGCUGGAGAAGCACCCGGUCCAAGGCUUCGGCGGGUUCCCGUGCCUGAACGAGGACCUGAUGUGGACGGACGGGGUGCCGCUGUUCGUCAGCGGGAGGCUCGCGUCGCUCCAGCUCGGCCCAGCGGCGCCAAACAUUGGCGGUGCGAAGCUCGGCGCGGAGAGAAUCGCCUGGGCCAUUGAGGACCUGAUCAAGCCGUCCGGAUGGGACGCUGACGGGCGGGAGGAGCAGACGACGAGCGGAGGAGGGAUGGCGGGAUACCUGUCAGGACACGACAACAUGUUUUCGUGUCUUUCCGGCGUCUGAGCCGGUGCAGAGCCCUGGAGCCCGACUUGGCAAUACAUGAGGUAGUCAAAAUAAUUGCGUUAGGCCCCGGAACAGAUGUCCUGGUGAAGACACGAGCUUGGCCCCUCGGGGACUGGCGGAUGCAUCGCCCACCAGACGUACAAGUAGAAGGACUUUAGCCUCCACUAGACCGCCAUCAGCCCUCAAUUACCGUAGAGCUGGUGCUGGCGGCGGCACGGACGGACCGUGUUCACUCAUCAACGGCACUUGGCUCUCGGUGGCGGACGUUAUCCUUGCGUUUCUUUAGCUAUAGAUAGGUUCUUAACGCCGA
Messenger RNA from Purpureocillium takamizusanense, 2121 nucleotides. RefSeq lists its product as uncharacterized. The record is from RefSeq and is a predicted model, not a curated record. The transcript has 2 exons. Bases 147 to 1811 code for a protein of 554 amino acids. NCBI's taxonomy places the organism in Eukaryota, Fungi, Ascomycota, Sordariomycetes, Hypocreales, Ophiocordycipitaceae.